Cucurbita maxima (winter squash) is the source of this 3017-nucleotide messenger RNA. RefSeq names its product protein MLN51 homolog. Gene Ontology annotation, cellular component: exon-exon junction complex. Gene Ontology annotation, biological process: mRNA processing. Gene Ontology annotation, molecular function: mRNA binding. NCBI's taxonomy places the organism in Eukaryota, Viridiplantae, Streptophyta, Magnoliopsida, Cucurbitales, Cucurbitaceae. The coding region runs from base 375 to 2417 and encodes 680 amino acids. The transcript is spliced from 12 exons. The record is from RefSeq and is a predicted model, not a curated record.
UCUCUAUUAAGGAUUCCUUAUCCAGCCUCGGUCUUCUACCAAAAACUCCAUAAUCCUUCACCUGUCUUUAAUUCUAGGGUUCCGGCCGAAGCUAUACCCUAGGUUUCGACCAUAAUUCUACUGCUUAUUCGCUCCUUUUACGGAAUUUUAAGCUUCUUCUCAUUGAUUUUCAGUUUUCAAUUCAAGUUGUGCCGAGGUUUCUCGAAUUCCUAUUUGGUUUCUGUAUAGUGUGUAGGGGGUUCUGGAGGAUUUUGGAUUUGUUGUUUGAUUUCUUGACGAGGAUUUGUGUAUCUUGGAUUUGUUUUGUUAUUGCGUGGUUGUGAUCGGAAGGGUGAGGGUUCGGAUUUUUUUUUUUUUUUUUUUUUGAGUUGUUGAUGGCUACUGCGACUGAAGAAGAGGUUGAUUAUGAGAGUGAUCCGGAAGAAGCGAAGCGGUCACUGGCGAUGCGGAGGCGGGAGGCGAGUGAUGAUGAGGAAGGUGAAGGAGAAGGGAGGCGGACGAUCCGGAGGAUGGGGAUUCAUUCGGAUGAUUCGGAUGGUCAGGGUGGAGCUGCGGAAUACGACGAUGAGGACGAAUUGGGUGAAGAUGUAGAUGGAGAUGAGGUUGGUGAAGGAGUUGAGGAUGUCGAUGAAGCGGAGGAAGUUGACGAAGAGGAGGAUGAAGAGAGGUAUGGGAAUAGGAAGUUGGCCGGUCAUGGCGAAACGGAUGCCACUGCCACUUCCGGCAAUACAGUGAAGGAACUGGACGAUGAUGGAAGACCAUUAGCAGAAGGACCAACUGAUAUGCACGGGGAGAAUCUAGAAGGGGAAUUUGAUGAGGAGAAGAAGGUGAAUGAGCCCUUCGCUGUCCCCACUGCCGGGGCUUUCUAUAUGCAUGAUGAUCGGUUUAGGGACAAUGCAGGUGGUCGACACAGGAGAACCCAUGGUGGAAGGAGGUUGUGGGAGUCCAAGGAUGACAUGAAAUGGGGGCAUGACAAGUUUGAAGAAAUGUCUUUGCAAGAAAGACAUCGUGAUGAGAGAAAAACUUCCAAGGGUCAUUCACGAGGUCGAGGUAAAAGUCGAGGCAUGGAUCAUGGUUAUGCUCGCGGGAACCCAUCUCGAACAUACAAUAAAAAUAACACUCAAAACAAUGCUCCUAAAGUUGUGAGAGGAAGAGGACCUAGACGAUAUGAACCAACCCUAAACAACAAUACCCGUUCCUCUCCUUCACAGGAAAAACAAUCUGUGAAGCCUCCUGAGAAAGCGUCACAUAAUAAUAAUACAGGGAGAUCUCUUGCACCCUCUCCACACGUAGAAGGUGAGACAGUGUCUGUUAGGAAACAUGCCUUUGCAUCAAGCCUGAAUUCUGCUUCUCCGCCUUUCUACCCUUCAGGGACGUCUAGUAAAAACAUCCCUAAAGUGGAAAAAAGAGAAAUACAAGCUGGAUUUCCUGAAAAGAAUAUGUAUGAUGAUAGUCGCUCCAUGCCACAAUCAAGUGUAAUGGUGGAAGGAAAGCAUGUAGUUGAUGCUGUUGCCAUGGAUAGGCUUUACUUAAAGGAUUCAACUAAUCCGUCUUUAGGAAAUCCUUUGUCUAAGCCAUCUUCUGGUUCUUCAGUGGUCAAUAAUGCUCAACUUCCUCAAUCUAGACCUCAGGGGAGGGGUGCAGUCAUAGGAUCGACCAGCUACCCUUCUGCAUCACUCCAUAGCCAAGUUAAUAAGGUCUCUUUACCGACACAAUCACAUGGUGUAGCCCGAACUACUGGUCAAACUCGGGUUCAACCUGCUGUUCAGGUUCCUGUCCAGCAGUCAGGUCAGCGACCUGGUAGUGGAUCUCAAUCUUCAUCUCCACCAAAAACGUCUACGUCAGUUAACUCACUUGAAUCUGGAGAUGCAGAUUCUUCUUCAGAAUCAAGCAAAUCGAAAACUGCUUUGGUUGGAAAGGGAAAGGGUGUGACUCAGGGUAUUGGUGCAGGUUCCUUUAUCUAUGGUGGGGCUCAGAUUAUGGGAACCUCUGGGAGUAUGAAUAUUACUCACGGAGACCAGAACUUUCCUCAUACUCCAGCAUUUUUGCCAGUGAUGCAAUUUGGAGGUCAGCAUCCUGGUGGUAUUGGAGUUCCUGCCGUUGGCAUGGCAUUUCCAGGAUAUGUUGCCCAGUCCCAACUUGGCAUGGGAAAUUCAGAAAUGACAUGGUUACCAGUUUUGGCCGGAGCAGCUGGGGCUCUGGGAGCUACAUAUUGUUCGCCUUAUAUUGCUGUUGAUGGUGCUUAUCAUGCUCGACCCUCAGGACAGACAUCAUCUGUGGGAACGUUGAGCAAAGAAAACAAUACAAACAAAUCCAGUAAUGAUUCAAAGCCUUCACAAAAUGAACAUGAAAGUGAUGAUGUUGGACAGCGCCAAAAUAAGCCACGCAGAUAUUCAGAGAUGAACUUUGGUCAAUGAAGUAAGCAAGCAUAUGUGAUGGAGCCUAUUUCAAUAAGCAAAGGCCUUCUUCUAUGCCCUUUGUGAUCUCUAGUUCUAUUCUGGAGCACUUUGGGCUGCUAUAGGUUCCAAUAAGUAUUAGGAAUAUACGACAAACGCCUCUCCCGACGUUAAUCUGGGAACAGUAUUUUCAGCUUGACGUGUGGGCUUUUCCUUGUUUAAAUUGUGGUUUUUCUUGUGGUUUGGUUUUUGAAUGAAGCAAGUGAGAAAGGGCUUCCCCAAAUAUGAGAAAAAUGAGAGAAAUGUUGAAGGAAUUCUUUUAGCAGCAGCUAGCUAGCUAUGUUGUGCUAAUUGGAGUUUGAUUAUUAUUCUCUAUUCUAUAAGUUGAUGUUUGGUUAAGAAGUUUAUUAUUUGUUUGUUACCUUACACCACUGAGGUCGAGUAUUUUAGUAUGUAUGAUAUAUUUCUCUAAUGUGGGAUACAACACAUUGGAUGCUGCUGAGUAAUAAGACCCUUAGUAUUCGGUUUUGCGUGAGUAUAAUGUGUUAUGCUUUACCAGUAUGAGUUCAAUGUCAAUGUCUGGACAUACAUUUAUAAAGUAUUGAGAUAUUCUUGAAAAUA